Messenger RNA from Calliphora vicina (urban bluebottle blowfly), 652 nucleotides. RefSeq lists its product as uncharacterized. The record is from RefSeq and is a predicted model, not a curated record. Bases 108 to 557 code for a protein of 149 amino acids. Lineage: Eukaryota; Metazoa; Arthropoda; Insecta; Diptera; Calliphoridae. The transcript has a single exon.
GAAAAAUAGUAUCGUGUAUACCCAGCAUAACAUCAAAUUCAAAAUUAAUUAAAAUUUUUAUUUAACUUUUUAUUGCUUUUUCCCAACAUCUUCAAAAACCCAGAAAAAUGCGCUUUUAUCCCAAUAGCGACAUCAGCAACUAUUGGGAACUAACUCCUGCUUGGUCGCUCUACCAGCACACGCCUCAUAAAUCCUGGCAACGAAAACCUCUGCAAUCCAAACACAUCAUCGCCCAUUGGCGUGAUCUAGAUGGUGUCAAGAUGGCGAAGAUAACGAAAAAAGAUUUAUACUUUAAAAAUUGGCCUAAAGAUCGCAUACGCUUUGAAGCAUGUUUACCCUGGUAUUAUUGUGUGGGCAAUCGUUUCAUACGGCUUGAGAAAGCAUUUCCUAAUAAUUUUAAAUGUACUGUAUUACCCAUGAACUUGCAAGAAGUUCGAGAGCUAAAGGAGCAUGAAAAACAAAUGGCUAAAAUUGCAAAAGCGGAUGCAGCAGAAGCUAAGAGAUUGGCAGAGGAAAAGGCUAAAUUGGAGAUGAAGAAAAAGGGUAUAAGGAAAUAAGUGUUUAAAUUAGAAAAAAGUGCUAGCGAAGUGCUUUUGAUGUUUUAAUUAAGGUUGAUAAAUAAAUUGUUGAAGUUUUAAGGCAUCAUCACGAA